CUUUGUACCACAUCGAAAGCGCAACUUUCAUCUUAGAUCUUGUAACUUUUGCGUUUGCGGAAACCUUCAAAGGAAUACUAUUCCUGCUUCCCUUGUUGCUCAACAGCUAUUUAAACUUUUAUCAUCAAAAAUACCAGGUUAUAAAUUCUUGUUUCAAGGAUUUAUUGGAGAAGGAGAAUACGGAAAAGUACAACGUGCUGAUCUUGAAAGUGAUAGAGUUAUUGUUGCACUAAAAUAA
Molecule: messenger RNA, 238 nt
Organism: Dentiscutata erythropus
Lineage: Eukaryota; Fungi; Glomeromycota; Glomeromycetes; Diversisporales; Gigasporaceae
Source: the annotation of a GenBank genome assembly